AUGGCCGAUGGGCAGCCUCUAUGCGUAGCCUCGACGUCCCCUUGCGACCAUUAUUUCAAGGAUGCCGAAUGGUCUCCAGAUGGCACGACCCUUCUCACGAACUCGGCGGACCACCGUAUCCGAACAUACCUUUUGCCCCACGACCUCUUGGAAGCUUCAUCGCCCCAUCGCCUUGAGCCCUAUUCAACUCUUGCUUGUGGGGAAACAACAUAUGCGACAGCAAUCUACCCCCGGUACGACCUGGCCGAUCCAUCAACCACAGUGUUUCUGACUUCGAUUCGAGACCACCCUAUCCGACUAACGUCCGUUUUCGACUCCGAGCCUAUCGUAGCAAGCUAUUCAAUGGUCAAACCAACCACUGAAGCCUUCAUCGCUCCACACUCCCUUCUAUUCCCUCAAACUCUUGGAGGGACCCAUUUUCUCGCCGGAUCAGAUUCCCUCAUUUGUGUUUUUGACGUCGAGCAUACGGGUGCCGCUGGGCCCAAGUCCUGGCUGCCUACCGUAUCGGGCAGAGAUACUGCCAGCAUGAAAGGAAUUGUGUCCGCCAUGGCCAGUAAUCCCUCAGGAAACGGGACUCUUGCUGCGGGGACAUUCACGCGACGUAUUGGGCUGUAUGGCUCGAAUGGCACCGGAGACUGCCAGGGAACUUGGCACAUCGGAAACACCGAGGCAGAUCGCGAGAUCGGAGGCAGAGGGGUCACUCAACUACUCUGGAGUCCCUGUGGGCGCUAUCUGUAUGCUGCGGAGCGUCAGAGCGAUGGUGUUAUCGUGUAUGACAUCCGAAGAACAGCAAGUGAACUUGGCUAUCUCUGCGGACGGAAAGCGGUCACGAACCAGCGGAUGAGGAUUGACGUUGUUUCUUCCGGCAGCGAUGGCUCUCACGAGAUCUGGGCUGGUGGGACCGAUGGGUUCAUGAGAGUCUGGAGAGAUCCUGCGUUUUCUGUGGGCAAAAAGGAUCCCGAUGCUGAGUUUCGAGUUCAUGAUGACGCUGUUUCCAGCACCGUCUUUCAUUCCAUGGGCAACUCGGACGACUCGGACGACUCGGACGAUUCUGACGCCUCGGAUGACUCUGAUGACAGUGACCGGUCCAAUAAUUGCUUGAAAGUAUGGUCGAUGCCCUUCCUGGAGGGUGCUGAAGUGGCCGAUGACACCUAUUAG
This is a messenger RNA of Penicillium argentinense, 1158 nucleotides long. RefSeq lists its product as uncharacterized. Lineage: Eukaryota; Fungi; Ascomycota; Eurotiomycetes; Eurotiales; Aspergillaceae. The transcript has 5 exons. The record is from RefSeq and is a predicted model, not a curated record. The coding region runs from base 1 to 1158 and encodes 385 amino acids. Gene Ontology annotation, molecular function: protein binding.